UAAGGCCCGUUGCCGUUAAAUCAAAGGGAAUUUCCUCGUUACCUUCUUUUUGGGUUUCCCCCUGGGGUGUUUACUGACAACCUCGUGUUUGAACUGCUGGGUAAAAAUCUGGGCACAGCCGGAGGGCUUGCUAGGAGCUCUCCUGCAGCUGGCACCAUGGCUGCGUGCAGCGCAGGGCUCUGCAUCCAACAGGCUUUGCAGGCGGAGCAAUGGGACCAGCUUCUCCAAGAGAACGCCAUGGAGCCAGCCGCUCUCCUGGGACGGAGCUACCUGGAGCUGCUGCAGAGCGAGGUGGCCGAGUCGGUCCUCUACAUGCAGGUGGAAGAAGCCACAGAGAUCUCCGCAGGUCAAUCGGCUGAUACUCUCGGUGACCUGGAUGUCUUUUACACGGUGGAAGGAGAAGAAGUCUGCCAGUGUUCAAACACCGGAGAAGCCUACGAUAAAAUCGCAGCGUUGGCUGAAUACUUACUGGAGGACCAACAGGAGCAGCCCGUGGAAGAGAUUUUUGGAAGCCUAGUUUCGGAAGAGACCGUUACCGAAUGCACCGGUGGCUGCGGUGGCUGCGGUGGCUGCACGGAGGGAAAGAGGCGGCCCAGCAGCUGUUCUGAUGGUCCAGAAGCCAAACGCAGGAAAGUUAUUGCCCACGCCCCGGCUCUGUGCAUCAUGGACGGAGACUCCGUCCGCAUCGUUCCAAAAGACGUCGCCUCCCAGUGUGACGUCCGCGUAGAGUUUUCGGUGGCCACCAUCGGUUGCUUGGGGAGGUCGCCGAAGGCUUUUGCGCCCUCUGCAAUCCUCAUCACAGACCUUUACCUGUCUGGUAUGAAGGGCAUCCAGGUGAUCCUGAGGGUAGAACCUCUUGCUCCCUUGACUCCGUCGCCAGCGGCUGGACCAGGAGACCCCUGGGAGAAGAGCCAGCCAGGUGAAGUUGCCCCCCAUAAAGGGCCCCCAAGCCCGCCUGUUCCUUCCGAGCAAGCUCCUCGACGCCCAGAGUCGGCGGAUGCCUUCCAGGCUCAGCUGAAAAGCCACUUCAGAGACACCUGCGAAUUUGUGCCGCUGGAACACGAGAUCCCCCUGGACCGUCUGUAUAUUGACAGCGACCUGGUGCAGUGUCACCUGGAGAGCAAGAGCGGGAGGAACGCCGACCCAAGGGCCUGCGACCUCCAGGAGAAGACCGUCGUACCGCGGAGCCAGCUGUUCCACACACGGGGGAAGAACGACGGGGGCACCAAAGUUAUUGUCAUCUUAGGAAAGGCCGGGAUGGGGAAAAGCCUUCUUGUCCAGAAGAUCUGUCUGGACUGGUCCAAUGACCGAUUGCCAGGAUUUGACUUCGUCUUCCGGUUUGAUUGCCGGAAAAUUAACUUUCCAGUUGAGGACCAGGACAGCCUUAAACGCCUCCUGUUUGAGGAGUUGGUCGGCCCUCGGGAAGACACGGAGGAAAUCUUCCGAUACCUCCUGCAGAACCCGAGAAGAGUCCUUCUCAUCUUUGACGGCUUCGAGGAGCUGGAGAAUCAAGACGGCUUUCCCGCCCUGGCUUCCGACAGCCCACCGCGUCGCAAGUUGUGCGGUACUGGGGCAACUUUGGCCGGCCUCUUCCAGAAGAAGGUGCUCAACGGCUGUACUUUGCUGCUCACGAGCCGGCCCAAAAACCGGCUGCAUCUGUACCUCCCUAGGAUGGACACGAUCCUGGAAGUCGUGGGAUUCUCUGCCCAGCAAGCCGAACGGUACCUUGCUGAGUAUUUUCACGGAUGCCCCUUUGCCGACGAGGCAGUGAAUUCGGUCAGAAAUUCACCCUGCUUGUUCAGCCACUGUUACCACCCCGGCUUGUGUCAGUUUAUUUGCGAAUCAGUGUUCAAGCUAGGGUCCAGAGACUUGCCUUUCACACUCACAGGCCUCCUCGUUAAAUCUCUGCUCCGAAAGCUGGACCUUGCAACCGAGAUGGGGGCUCCCUCGAAUUACCCGAACCUCAACGCCUUAGCCCGGAUGGCCUGGCGGCUUGGAGAAAGCCAACAGAAGGUGUUCCCGGGCCACCAUUUCCCUUCCGAGAAGGUCCGGGACUUUGCGCUGGAUUCCGGGCUGGUGGUGCGACUCCCCCAGGACUGCAACGGCAGAAAAGGGGAAUGCGAGUAUUCCUUCCCCACCUUCGUGGUCCAGCAUUUCUUGCUCGCCUUGCAUUUGGUGUUGGCCCGCGAAAUUAAGGACAAAAGGCUGACGAAACACUUGUGCUUACUGUGCAAGUCUAAGAAGUUUCUGUCCGCCUGGAGGCUGGUGCCCCGUUUCUUGUCCGGCUUCCUGUUCCUAGAGGAUGACCUCAGGUCAUCCUUUCUCUUCGGAGAAGGAGGGGAGUCUGACGCCGAGAAGAUGGUUUCCAAGAAGCAGAAAAGCCUCUUGAAAUAUAUCCGGAAACUCUCCAUCAAGGAUUUCGGCCCGGAUAAGUUGGUGGAACUCCUCCACUGCGUCCACGAGACGGGGGACCGGUAUCUCUGGCAGCAUGUGGCCUUGGAACUCCAGCCGGAUCUCUCUUUCCAGGGUUUCCCUCUCAACCCGUCCGACAUCUAUGUCCUGCACUCAGUCUUGAGAAGAUCCAGCAAGGCGUUCUCUCUAGAUCUGAGAGGGAGCGCUCUCGAUCCGGGAGGUCUCAGGCGGCUGGUCAUGGAGGAAAAGGUCUCAACAUUCAGGGCGUCCCUCGGCGACACCGUCCAGCUCUGGAAGGACCUGUGGGAAUCGGAGGCCGAGGAGCAGCUGCAGGCAGCCGUCAAGAAAUUUGGCGUGGUUCCCUUCAAAGCAGAGACGAUGAAUGAUGUGGAAGACCUUCGCAGGCUUGUGCGCUUGCAGGAAGACAUGACUCGAGGCAAGACAGACGUCACCGCCGACGGGAAGAACUCCUACAUUCCAGCUGUUACCAACCUCCAGCAUCUGGAAUUUAUGCUAGGCCCUCUCUUUGGCUUCAGGGGCUUCCAGAAGUUGGCUGGGAUCCUGGACGCCUUCUCAGCUCUUCGGCAGCUAGACUUGGAUUCUCCCAACGAAAACGAAAUCGGAGAUGAAGGAGUGGCACUCCUCAGCAAGGUCCUUCCUCGAUUGACCUUACUGGAAACAUUGAACUUGUCUCGGAACAAGAUAACGGAUGUGGGAGCGCAGACGUUAGCUCAAGCACUCCCGUUGCUGUCUCUCCUGAAGGUGCUGAGGUAGGAGCCCCCGGGGUUUUGCUCUCCCUUUCUCUGACGGAAUGAAACUGCAUGAUUUCAAAAAACUAUCAAGUACUGCUGGCAUUUCCCCAGAGUGAGGUCGGUACAUGGUUAAAAUCUUCCUUCCUCAUCUCCCUAACAAAGGCACAAGGUCUCCCCUCAAGUUAGAUUGGUUUGGUUUCCUUUCCUUCCUUUUCCUGAAUUAUCUCCCACCUCUCUCCCACCAGUCAACUCGAAGCAGUUUGUUACAAGCGAGUGUAAAUUCAUACAAUGAAUUAGAAACGAGAAACCUUAGACAUUGGAAACACAGGCCAGAAACCAGGAGGUUUAUGCAGGGGUGCUCACGUAAAUACUGGUGGGGGAAACUGUAGCUAAUGGGGAUGUGGCUGCUCACAAUCCUGGUCUCGUGCCAGCUGCACGACUUAACAGGUGGUCAGGCACAUGAGCAGCAAUUUAUCACUGGGAUUUUACACAAUUACACUGAACUCCGGGUGUGAAUCUCCAGUAGGAUUCCGGCCAGUAAAUGAAACAGGCAGAACCCACGCAGGGAGAACCCUCUCCUGCAGCAGGGGGAUCCAGUUGCUCAAAUGACUUCUCCAUUAACCGAUAGGGCUCCGGUCAUUUCUCUGCAUCAAUGUCGCCUCUACUAGCUCCGAAGCCAUGCGUGUGCUCGUUUUCUUGCUGUUUCUCCAAGAUAUAUCAUCAAAAAAUGCUUGACCUACAAUGUGUGUCUGGGGUGGGGGGCAGAAGGGACGUGAUACAUUUGCAAAGGACAGGGCCUUUUUUAAUGCUGCCUCCCCCAACUGUGUCAUUCGGUUUGCAAGAAAAACUAGUGACACUGGCAAGGGGGUCCUCCGAGAACCUUCCCAUCCACUCAAGCCCCCAAGCCCCCCCCCCGUUGCUUUGGUUUCAGCCUGCUGUGCUCUACCUAAUGGCUAUUAUUGUUAUUCUGUUAUGUGGACACAUUUGUGCAGGAUCUGCUUCCCGCAGCUCAA
Molecule: messenger RNA, 4177 nt
Organism: Pogona vitticeps (central bearded dragon)
Lineage: Eukaryota; Metazoa; Chordata; Lepidosauria; Squamata; Agamidae
Source: RefSeq, a predicted model, not a curated record